Portunus trituberculatus (swimming crab) is the source of this 630-nucleotide messenger RNA. Its product is annotated as vegetative cell wall protein gp1-like. Lineage: Eukaryota; Metazoa; Arthropoda; Malacostraca; Decapoda; Portunidae. The transcript is spliced from 3 exons. Bases 1 to 630 code for a protein of 209 amino acids. The record is from RefSeq and is a predicted model, not a curated record.
AUGAGUCGCUUACCUGUUGCGCGGCGCCGGAAGCUCGCGUGUGUGCCGCUCAAAAGGAAUCAGAGGUACCGUGAUUUGACGCUUGUUUCCCUGACCGACGAGUCCCCGCCACCCUCGUCCCUGACACCCCUUGCUCGCCACCCCGUCUCCACCACACCCUCCAAACCAUACCCUCCAAACCACACCCUUCUAGCCACACCCUUCCAGCCACCCUCGUUCCCGCCACCCCGUCUCCGCCACACCCCAGCCACCUGUUCCCAGCACCACAGCCAUCCUGACCCAGCCACUCCGCCACACUUGUCUCCAGCCACUAUCAUUCCAGUCACCCUCGUUCCCGCCACCCCGUCUCCGCCACACUGUUCCCAGCACCACAGCCACCCUGACCCAGCCACUCCGCCACACUCGUCUCCAGCCACUUCGUCUCCCGCCACCCCGCCUCAGCCAGCUUCGUCUCCGCCCCGCCUCCCUACGCAGGUGAAGGGAAACAUACAUGGAGAGACAUCUGUUGGAGUGAAAUGGGAAGGGAAGAGAAGGUUUGAGGAUUGGAGGGAAAGUUUCCAGAACCGCAUAUAUGUACCCCGCGGAGGGUUUCCAGGGCAGCUGAACUCGUGUCAACUGGAAGCGACUUGA